Molecule: messenger RNA, 1362 nt
Organism: Lasiodiplodia theobromae
Lineage: Eukaryota; Fungi; Ascomycota; Dothideomycetes; Botryosphaeriales; Botryosphaeriaceae
Product: Cholinephosphate cytidylyltransferase
Exons: 4
Coding region: 1-1362 (453 amino acids)
Biological process (GO): CDP-choline pathway
Cellular component (GO): nuclear envelope
Molecular function (GO): phosphatidylcholine binding; choline-phosphate cytidylyltransferase activity
Source: RefSeq, a predicted model, not a curated record
AUGGCACCGAAACGCAAGCGCACCAACACCGUGUCUACGUCGUCCGCAGCUACAGGCGCCGCCGCCGCCGCCGCCGUCGACGUCCCCCAGCCCUCAUCCCGCGAUGCCUCCGGCGAAGACACUGAGGACCCGGUCCUCCAGGAGCUGAAGCAGCGCCAGCAGACAGACGCGACUUCUGCCUCGACGAAGCGCGCCCGCUCGAGCAGCAAGCCCGAUGCCGACGACGCAGACGACGACGCCGAUAACGCCCGGGCCGUUAAGGCCGCCCGCACCGAGAAGGAGCGCACCAGCGAGGAGAAGGUCGCCGAGGGUGAGAACGGCGAGAAGGGCACCAUGAGGAUGCCCGACCCGCCGCGCGCUGGCCUGGUCGACCCGGUGGGCUACAAGACCAACCCGCCGCCCGAGGGCCGUGCGGUUCGUGUUUAUGCGGAUGGUGUUUUUGACCUGUUUCAUCUGGGACACAUGCGACAGCUCCAGCAAGCUAAGCAGGCCUUCCCUAACACGUAUCUGCUCGUCGGUGUCACAGGCGACAAGGAGACCCACAAGAGAAAAGGACUCACGGUCAUGUCGGCGCGCGAGCGGGCUGACAGCGUCAGGCACUGCAAGUGGGUGGACGAGGUCGUUGAGGACUGCCCGUGGGUGGUGUCGCCUGAAUUCCUGGAGAAGUACCAGAUUGACUACGUCGCGCACGACGAUAUCCCGUACGGUGCGGAUGAGGGCGACGAUAUCUAUGCUCCUAUCAAGAAGGAGGGUAAGUUUCUUGUUACGCAGCGCACUGAGGGUCUUAGCACCACUGGCAUAAUCACAAAGAUCGUCCGCGACUACGACCAGUACAUCCAGCGGCAAUUUAAGCGGGGCGCGUCGCGCCAGGAGCUGAACGUGUCGUGGCUGAAGAAGAACGAGCUGGACUUCAAGCGCAACAUGACGGAGCUGCGGGACAGCAUCAAGACCAAUUGGACAACAACGGGGCAGGAGUUGGGCAAGGAGCUGCGCCAAUUCUGGCAGACCAACAUCAGCGGAAGCAGACCCGCCAGCCCCGCCCGCAGCCCGGCCGCUACGCCGAGUCGGGAGACGCCGCCGACUCUCAAGCGGCACCUCAGUCACCUGGACACCACAGGCGGCUUGAGAGGCUCGAACAAUGAGCGUGCGAAUGAUUUUGCUGCUGGAUACAAUCUGGGCCUGAUCAGCAGCGUCAGAGGAUGGAUGGCACGUAACCGUCGGAAUCUGCGUGAAAGCGACCCUAACAGCCCAGGCGAUAGCGAACCGGAGAGCUCCGGUGAAAGAAGCCCCAGGAGCCCCGUUGGUAACGAGUCGUCACGGAGGAACGGGAAAACCAGUAGUGAAGUGGGGUCGCGGCGUUAA